Messenger RNA from Plectropomus leopardus (leopard coralgrouper), 3116 nucleotides. The record is from RefSeq and is a predicted model, not a curated record. NCBI's taxonomy places the organism in Eukaryota, Metazoa, Chordata, Actinopteri, Perciformes, Serranidae.
AUCAUGUCGUUCAGUCUGGAAACCGUAGCAAAACGUGGCACACCAUCUUGUGAUUGAUCAUGCUCCAUGUGCAUGCAGCUUAAAUCAUGCUUUCUGUCAGAUCUAUCAGAAAACAAAAAAUCUGGUCUAAAAUGAGACUUUUCUGUCUGUGAAUGGAGCUUUAUCUCAGUUCAUGAAUGCCUGAUUUAACUAAACUGAAAAGUUACUAAAAUGCUGUGGCUGAGGUUGUAAUGGUAAGCAACACUUUAAGAACAGCUCAGAAACAUUGAACUCAACCUUGCUGAUGUUAGGUAGAGGGCUAGGCUCCUGAUUAAAUACAGGACUUCCCACUGAGCUGAUAAAUUGACCACCUUCCCUCAGGUGGAGGUGUCUGCCGCCUGCCUGUAGGGGCUGCACCUCCGCCAUCUCAGGUGGCCUGGAAACCCCCCUCUGCCCCUGCAACACACACUGAAGGCAACAGUUUUAUUUUUGGAGUGGCCACGGGCACGGUGGCUCGCUCCCUAAGGCUUCAGUUCACUUCAGGAUGAGUGGCCCUGUGGCACUCUGAGCCGGGAUUAACAAGCAGAGAGCAGUUUGUCCCGACAGCCGCUCACCAAAGGCUGUCCAGCAAAACACAAACACCUACUUCUGCUUUAGGAGUCUAAAAAUGCUGAUGGAAGUGGGUUACACUAACGGGCUGGAGCCUGACCUUUCCCAGCAGUAUCCUCCUCCCUUACUGCCAAAGCCAGGCAAAGAUAACGCAAGGCUUCAGAAACUCAAGAAGAAGAGAGCCAAGAAAAAAGGCAGCCUCUCCCAGACGCCUAUCCCCUUCCGCUCCUGCUUGUCUCCUGUAAACGAAGCGAGCACAGACCUUGAGCACAGCGACCAGUCCAGCCCACCAAAAACACCCGAUACAGUCUACUUUACGGACCCGUCAGUGUCCACUUUCCCCUUUGACUCCCUCUACGAUCACUCUGCAUCUGCAUUCCCUCAUCCUCAGAGCAGCCCCUACGCCCAAAUUGGCAGCUUCCCCCCCCAGUCCUACACAGCUCAGAUCAGGACUUCUGAUGAGCAGGUGGCUCCGAUAUAUGAGUGCUCCUCUUUUUUAUUCGAUGACGUGACUCCUCUCAUGAUGCCUCCUUCAACCUCACCACCCCCAUCAUCACCUGAGCAGGUUCCAGCACCACCUCUCCCAACUGCUCUCAAUUUGAACAUGACACCAAACUCCCAUGGGUCAGUCACAACAAUCCCUCCAGCCGCUGUGUCACAAGCCAGCACCAAAAUAUCAACCCACAGCCUGACCCUAUCCCCAGCCGCCCCCAACUGUGGCCCAGACCCGACACUUUCUCAGGCCUCAGUCUCAGUCAAAGCUCCGUCCCCAAACAGAGGAACGUCACUGCCAUCUCAGCCAAAAACUGGACUCAAAGACAAGGAUGUUCUGAGGACCAAAACUUCACCUGCACCAACGGAAGCACCAGCAGUCGAACCCUCCACGAAGUCAACGACAUCAACUGCAUCUUCAACUGCUGAUAAGGAGACUGUUACAGCUGAUGAACCAGCUGCACCCACUGAGCCAAAAACGGCCAAGAAGUCGAAAGGCCUCAAGGGUAAGCUCAGCGGAUGGACACGGCUCAAAAAGCACAUGGUUGUUGAGCCAGAGGAACCUACAUUUCCAGAGCCGGAGAACAAAUCUAACGUCGACUCCAGUGGCAGCAACAAGACAACAGAUCAAGGUGGUGAUGAUAUGUCACACGAACAAUGCACCAAUAAUGAGGUGGCUAACAACCAUGAAGGUCCCAAGGCAUUGAAAAUGUGGGACGCCCUCCUCUUUCAAAUGUUCUCCACCAAAGAGCGAAUCAUGAAUCAGAUCAAUACCAACAAGAAGGAUUCUGACAAGAAAAAGGAAACUAAAGACAAUCAAGCAGAAGUUCCUUCAUUUGUCAAUCGCCUGCCAAUUUUGCUGUACAGCCCUCGUUUUGAUGCAAGGAAGCUUAAAGAGGCGGCAGAGAGGCCGCUCUCAAAAAUAGCAGCAGUAUUUGAAAAGGGGCUGAUAAAACGUAAAUCCCAGGAGGAAGAACGUAAGGACUUCAACAGGAAAGCAAAAGGAUUUGGUUCGAUGAAACCUACAGAUUCAGAUACUUGAACUGAUGCGGAAGUGUUUGGGAUGGAUAAAUGAGUGAAAACAGAAAGAUGAUGUCAAAUAGGUGGGUGAACCUCAAAGACAAGGUGUCACAAAAAGAAAUGUGAAAGAAAAUAUAACGAUAAAAGCCAAUUUUAUAAAUCAGGGCUCCAAUGAGGAGGUAAAUUAUUCUUAAAGGGGAAAAACAAUUUAUAAGUUUAACAGAUUACCACUUAAUCACCAGUGUUUGCAACUUGCGCGAAUACUAUACUAUAUAUGUACUAGAACUUCAACUUGGAAAGUAGAUAAGUUUAAUUAAAAGUAAAAUCAUCCCUAUGUCAAAUACAUAUUUCUGACAUGUUUAUCAGUUGUGGUUAUUUGGGAUGUAUUGGUUAGUCUAUACAUUAGCUGUUAUAACAACAGUGGUAAUAGAGGUGUGGAAUCUUUGCACUUUUAAUAAAAUCAAUUAGUGAUUAGUGACUUGACAAAAAAAGAAUAAAUAUAAUUCAAAAACAGAAAUAUUAUAUACUUGGUUAUAUUUUUGUUUUAUUUGAUGAUAACCUGGAUGUAGUGUUAAAUGCAUGCUCUGUAGAUACUUUGAUAGAUAAAAGAUUGUCCAAUUUGUCAUGCUUUCUAUCUUUUUCUAUUUUUCUAAAGAAAGUAAGGCUUUUAGUGUACACCGCUGGUAGGCAGUUUGUUAUCACUGUAAUAAAUAGGGCUUUUACAUUCCUGGAACAACAGGGCAGAUGGAUUGAGAAAGAAGGAAAACAAAGAUGGAUAAAGCAUGAAGGUCUGGUCAGAACAGAUUUAGGUUUCUGCAAGUCAGGUAUGGAAAUGAAGCAGCAAAUGUCUGGGCUUUCAAUUAGGGCAAGAAACUACAACCACACAAGGUGAUACAUCUUGGGGCUGGGCAAUAUUUAAAGAAAAUACCAUGAUACCUAAAAUAUCCACUUCUGAUGUAAGUUUAUGAUUUAUGAUUGUAUGGUACUGGUUUAAGGGAUGUAUUUGGUUUUUCGUU